This is a messenger RNA of Closterium sp. Naga37s-1, 279 nucleotides long. The record is from the annotation of a GenBank genome assembly. Lineage: Eukaryota; Viridiplantae; Streptophyta; Zygnematophyceae; Desmidiales; Closteriaceae.
AUGCCUUGUAGAGAGAUUUUUCAGGCCGUCGAAAUUAGAUGCGGAGCGACGGGCGGCAGCCCGAAGGUGAAGCUGCAGGGCGACGGGCGGCGGCCCGACGAGAAGCUGCGGGGCGACGGGCGGCGGCCCGACGAGAAGCUGCGGGGCGACGGGCAGCGGCCCGACGAGAAGCUGCAGGGCGACGGGCGGCGGCCCGACGAGAAGCUGCGGGGCGACGGGCGGCGGCCUGACGAGAAGUUGCAGGGCGACGGGCGGCGGCCCGACGAGAAGAAGAAAUGA